Messenger RNA from Brugia pahangi, 243 nucleotides. Lineage: Eukaryota; Metazoa; Nematoda; Chromadorea; Rhabditida; Onchocercidae. The record is from the annotation of a GenBank genome assembly.
AUGAAUUGGAAGCAAUUUGAGACAAAUACAAAUACAUAUUUCCUUCCUCAAUCCCUUUUCCCUAAUACAAAUCUAUUAUCCGUGGAUAGUGUAUCUACAGAGAACGGUCUAACAAAGCAAUCAUUCCUCUUUGGUCCUCAAAUUUCGUUAUCAAACAAAAUCGAGACAAAUAUUUACACGAGAAAGCAUCUAGGAGUUCUGAACAUCUUGCUACGAACGGAGAAAACAAUGAAUGCGAAAUAG